This is a messenger RNA of Epinephelus moara (kelp grouper), 1751 nucleotides long. RefSeq names its product putative ferric-chelate reductase 1. The record is from RefSeq and is a predicted model, not a curated record. Gene Ontology annotation, molecular function: oxidoreductase activity, acting on metal ions. Lineage: Eukaryota; Metazoa; Chordata; Actinopteri; Perciformes; Serranidae. Bases 169 to 777 code for a protein of 202 amino acids. The transcript is spliced from 7 exons.
GUGGAUCUUUAGGUUACAGACUGUGAGAGGACCUCCAGGUCAUUUCAUUCCAUAUUUGUGAUUUUGAUGAGAUUCAGAAACAGUUAAACUGUCACCUAAGUCCAAGGAAGGAUACCAGACAAACCCAAGUGUGUGUCUGCAGGAAGAGACCAACAGAUCCAGAGAAAGAUGCCUCUUAAAGCCAUGAUGUUGCUUUUAGCAGUGGUGUGUGUGUGCUUUGUGGAGGAGUGUGUGUGUUUCCCUAAUGGCUCAGUUGCAUUCUCCUGUGGCACCAUGAUGCCUGUACACCCACCCUUCACCCCUUCCACCAGCAGCCCGCCAUUCACAGUGUCUACAUCUAGCACUGCGUACACGCCUGGAGGAGUCAUUACAGUGAUGGUGGAGGUGGUGAAGGACAGCUCCACAGAGUUCCAGGGUUUCCUGUUACAGGCCAGAAGCAGACAGGGACAAGCUCUGCCCUGGCCUGUGGGAAAGUUCACCAACAUCAACGCCACCCUGUUAACUGCAUUGCACUGUAAUAACAUGGAGAACUCGACUGUCAGUCAGGCGUCAGGAGCCAAGAAGAAGAAAGUACAGUUGACCUGGGAGGCACCUAGCAACAGUAACUAUGGAGAUGUCUACUUCAGUGCCACUGUGGUUCAGGACUACACGACCUUCUGGGUUCAGCUUAACAGCAGCACUCUUACACUGGACAAUAAUGGAAACUCUGCAGCUGGAGUCUUUUCUUCCUCAGCUCUGCUGUUCAUCAAUCUGCUGAGCCUGUCUGCCUACUGCUGACACACACACACACACACACACACACACACACACACACACACACACACACACACACACACAAAGGUUGUAAUUGUACAUCAUGAAAUGAGGAGAUUGGUUAGGCUGUUGUUGGUCAAACACUGUAAAGAAGAGACUGACACAGGGUGUUUCAAAGGGUGCUUCCUGUGCUGCACAAAAUAAUCCCCAUUGAUAUUUGAGCUCCACAAAACCAUUCACAAACACUCACAUCACUGCAACAGACCCCACAUGAAAACAUGUCUUCAGGGAUUCCCUAAAACUGCUCUUUAAAUUCUGUGAUAUCCUCUGUAUGUCCAUCGUUCAUCCGUAAUUUGGGGGUUCGGGGUUAGUAUGAUAACUAAUAUACUAAUGGAUGAAGGAGGUAGCGUGACUUUCUGUCACUGUGACUAUAGGUGGCUGGUUCAUACAUUCUUUAAUAAACCACCUCAUUAGCUGCAUUCCAGUUACAAUCGAUGAGCCUGUCUGAAGCCACAGCAGCACAGCACUUACUCUCAGAGAAACAUCCAGUCAGGAAUCAUGGAUUAAUUAUCAUUACUCACUAUUACUAUGAAAUAUUACCAAUGGCAGUAAGAAUAUGAUCAUUUCUUUUGCUGGUAAUAUCCUCAGUUUCUCUUAUGAGUGACCUCAGAAUAAAACACUUGGUCAAAUUAAUCUAACUUCCAUAAAACAAAUAGAUCCAUUGUUGACUUUAUAAAAUAAUAAAAUGUGUGUUAUAGUUCUGUGUGAAUGUGAUGUUAUUUGAAUUGCACAGCUGUGGGUGGUGUAGAUGAAAGACUUGGAACAACACUCACAAUUUUAGUAACAAAAGUGACACAUUUACAGUUUUACUAAUGUAAUGCUUUGUCUUCUUGUCCCAGCUGUGGACAUUUUGCAGCUGGAUCCACAGAUUGGUCCCAAAUGUGUUCUUUCACUAAAACUAAACACAGCUGACAUUUUCUUCUGGCCUCAGCCUGUGC